Molecule: messenger RNA, 292 nt
Organism: Staurois parvus
Lineage: Eukaryota; Metazoa; Chordata; Amphibia; Anura; Ranidae
Source: the annotation of a GenBank genome assembly
CACAGACAGGGGCGGACUGACAACUCAUGGGGCCCCCAGGCAAUAGGGGAUCAUGGGGCCCCUGUGUCCUUGCCCACACUCAAAAAAGCCUAUAAAAAGGGGUACCAGGGGCAUUUCAUGGGCCCCCUACUGACCCCGGGCAGUGCCUGAGUGCUGGAAUGGUCAGUCCACCCCUGGUCACAGAAGGCUGCGGGACCAUUCACAAAACACAGCUAAAAAAAAAACAAAAAACAAAUUAGUUUAUAACCAAAAAUUAUAAUUUUUAAACAUUUUUUUAUUUUAUUUUAUUUUU